This is a messenger RNA of Cornus florida, 3578 nucleotides long. Its product is annotated as multiple C2 domain and transmembrane region protein 6. The record is from RefSeq and is a predicted model, not a curated record. The transcript has a single exon. Bases 235 to 3303 code for a protein of 1022 amino acids. NCBI's taxonomy places the organism in Eukaryota, Viridiplantae, Streptophyta, Magnoliopsida, Cornales, Cornaceae.
GGAAGAUAUAUUGACUCAGGGGGCCACCAUCUUCUCUCUCUAACACAUGUUUCUGUCUUCUUACUCUAAAAUAACCUCUAUCCCCACACCCUACUAUUUCUCUCCACCUCUCCUCUCCCUCUCCUACCCUAUUUCUGUCUUCUUCUUCUCUCUCUCUACCCACUUCUUUACCUUUCCUUUUACGUCAAAUUCUUCAUCUAAAUCUCCGGCGAGUGACGUCUAACUCCUGCGCCCAUGGCGAAACUAGUAGUAGAAGUUCUCGACGCCAGCGAUCUCAUGCCCAAAGAUGGACAAGGCACGGCCAGUCCAUUUGUAGAAGUAGACUUGGAUGACCAGAAACAGAGAACGCAGACCAAGUCCAAAGAUCUCAACCCACAGUGGAAUGAGAAGAUGGUGUUCAGUGUCAACAACCCAAGAGAUCUUCCACACAAGACCAUCGGCGUGACGGUGUACAGUGACCGGAAAGAUGGCCCAAAGCACUUCCUCGGCCGUGUCAAGAUCUCCGGCGUCGCGGUUCCGACCUCCGAGUCCGAAGCCGCCGUCCAACGCUUCCCGCUUGAGAAACGUGGCUUGUUUUCUCAUAUCAAGGGUGACAUAGCACUCAAGAUAUAUGCAGCAAUCAACGGCAAUCAGUUCUACCAGACUGAGCCACAGCAGGUGAAUAACUUGGAAAGUAAGGAAGCUCCGACAUUUUUUGAAGAAAUGAUCAAUAAAACCAGCAAUAAAGUUGUUGACGAAGAUUUGUUGCACAAGACUACUAGUGACUUCACGAAGAAGAAAAAGAAGGAAAAAGAUCAGGUGAGGACUUUUUACUCGGUUGGGACUGGUAGUGGUGGCGGCGGCCCAGCUGCUGCUCCACAACCACCACCACCUGCGAGUGGUUUUUCGCCCCUUUCCGGGGCGAAGCCGGUGUCGGUGGAGGCGGUGAGAAGCGAUUUUGCCCGGGCCGGGCCUGGCCCGGGUGCCACUAUAAUGCAGAUGCAGCAGUUUCCAGGGCAGAGGCCUGAUUUUGGGUUGGUGGAAACUAGGCCGCCGUUGGCGGCGCGUAUGGGCCGCCGGGGAGGAGACAAGACGUGGACCACUUAUGACUUGGUGGAGCAAAUGCACUUCAUGUAUGUGAGCGUUGUGAAGGCCAAAGACUUACCAGUGAUGGACAUCACAGGAAGUUUGGACCCAUAUGUGGAAGUGAAACUUGGGAAUUACAAAGGGGUCACAAAGCACUUGGAGAAGAACCAAAACCCUGUAUGGAACAGAGUUUUCGCCUUCCCAAAGGAGAGGUUGCAGGCGAAUUUGAUCGAAGUUGUAGUGAAGGACAAAGACAUCGGCAAGGAUGAUUUUGUGGGGAGGGUUACUUUUGAUGUCUUGGAGGUGCCUCUUCGCGUGCCACCGGAUAGUCCCUUGGCUCCUCAGUGGUACAGAUUGGAGGACAAAAGGGGGAUAAAGGAUAAUAAUGGAGAGAUUAUGCUGGCAGUUUGGAUGGGGACACAGGCCGACGAGGCCUUCCCGGAGGCAUGGCAUGCUGAUGCACACUCCAUUAGCCAACAAAGCCUCGACAAUACUCGUUCCAAAGUUUAUUUCUCACCUAAGUUGUAUUACCUCCGAGUCCACCUUCUUGAAGCACAGGACCUUGUCAUCUCUGAUAAAACCCGAGCCCCGGAAACAUAUGUAAGAGUGCAGCUUGGGCAUCAGAUCAGGAACACUAAGACUUCCCAAUUGCGGCAUAUUAAUCCGGUGUGGGAUGAGGAGCUCAUGUUUGUAGUGUCUGAGCCUUUUGAUGAGUUCAUAAUCAUCUCUGUUGAGGACAGGAUUGGGCCGGGCAAGGAUGAAGUCAUAGGAAGGCUGAUCAUGUCGGUUAGAGACAUACCGCAGAGGGUGGACUCUACUAAACACCCUGAGGCUCACUGGUUCAACCUCCACAAGCCGUCCUCGGGGGAAGAAGAAGGUGACAAGAAGAAAGAAGUGAAAUUUUCGAGCAAAAUUCACCUUCGCCUCGUUUUGGAAUCCGGGUACCAUGUUCUUGACGAGUCUACACAUUUUAGCAGCAAUCUGCAGCCAUCAUCGAAGCAUUUGAGAAAGCCCAGCAUUGGAAUUCUUGAACUUGGCAUCUUGAGUGCCAAAAAUCUGCUGCCAAUGAAGGGAACCACAGAUGCUUACUGUGUAGCCAAGUAUGGGAACAAAUGGAUUCGAACCAGAACACUUAUUAACACCCUGGCCCCUCGUUGGCACGAGCAGUACACAUGGGAAGUUUAUGAUUCGAGCACGGUGAUCACCAUUGGCGUGUUUGACAAUUGCCACAUCAAUGGAAGCAAAGAAGAUGCCAGAGAUCAGAGAAUUGGGAAGGUGAGAAUUAGGCUCUCCACUUUAGAAACUGAUCGAAUUUACUGCCAUUACUAUCCGUUGCUGGUUCUACAACCCUCUGGUUUAAAGAAACAUGGGGAGCUUCAAUUGUCAUUGAGGUUCACCUGCACGGCUUGGGUUAACAUGGUGGCACAAUAUGGUAAGCCUUUGCUUCCAAAAAUGCACUAUGUCCAACCCAUAUCGGUUCGCCACAUUGAUCUGCUUCGCCACCAGGCAAUGCAGAUAGUGGCAGCACGCCUGGCCAGAGCAGAACCACCGCUUAGGAGGGAGAUCGUUGAGUACAUGCUGGAUGUGGAUUACCACAUGUGGAGCCUAAGGCGAAGCAGAGCCAAUUUCUAUCGCAUAAUGUCUCUUCUUUCUGGAAUUUCGGCUGUCUGUAAAUGGUUCGGUGACAUCUGCAUCUGGAGAAACCCACUGACAACAAUUCUUGUGCAUGUCUUGUUCUUGAUACUGGUUUGCUACCCGGAAUUGAUCCUGCCCACCAUUUUCAUCUACAUGUUUGCGAUUGGAUUAUGGAAUUACCGAUUCAGGCCUAGGCAUCCGCCUCACAUGGAUGCGCGACUUUCACAAGCAGAGAGUGUCCACCCAGAUGAGCUGAUUGAGGAAUUUGACACAUUCCCAUCUUCCCAGCCAACAGACAUUGUGAGGAUGAGGUAUGACAGGCUGCGAACCGUGGCAGGCAAAGUGCAGACAGUGGUUGGAGAUUUAGCAACACAAGGGGAGAGAGCUCUGUCCAUACUGAGCUGGAGGGAUCCAAGAGCCACUGCAAUCGUCAUUAUCUUUGCAUUGAUCUGGGCUGUACUCCUCUAUGUUACUCCAUUCCAAGUUAUUGCAGUGCUUUCUGGGCUCUACUUGCUGCGGCAUCCAAGGUUCAGGAGCAGGAUGCCAUCUGUACCUGUCAAUUUCUUCAAGAGAUUGCCAGGCAAGUCAGAUAUGCUUCUAUGACAUGGAGAACACAAACCCACCCAUUUACUCAUCUUGUGUAAAUCAUAAAAAUGGUUCAGUAAAUAAAUCCAGUAAAGUCAUAGCAGCAGAUCAAGGGCAGAAAAGGAAAAGCAAUAAUGUGCCCAUUUUACCUUGCCUUGCUGCCCCAAACAACAGAAGAAUCUCACUUCUGCACAUGCAAGUACUGUAUUCUUCAAUCCCAUGUACUAGACCAACCAUUCUUUUUGGCAAUUGUUCAAGAUUUUGAUGAAUGAGCUAAAAAGUGUAUUAGUGUA